UUCCUGUCCUCCUGAAAGCUAAAAGAAGAAGGUUUAUUUUCAUGUUUCAUGUUGGCUGCAGCUGAUAGAAAAUGAAAUAAUACAAACAUAUCCGCUUUAAUGUUUUAGUUUAAAGCCUCAGAUUGAACCGUUUUAAGUUUUAUUCUUGUAUAAACUUCAAUCAUGGCUCAUUUGACGGAAAACCCCGCCGAUAAAGAGAGGUUCAUCUGCGUCUACCCCGUCUACAUCAACAGUAAGAAGACCCUCGCUGAAGGCCGCAGGAUCCCCUCAGAGAAGGCGGUGGAGAACCCGUCCUGCGCUGAGAUCAGAGACGUUCUGACGGCUGCAGGGAUGAACGUGUACGUGGAGAACAAGAUGCACCCCAGAGAGUGGAACAGGGACGUCCAGUUCAGGGGCCGGGUCCGGGUCCAGCUGAAGCAGGCCGACGGCAGCCUCUGCCAGGACAAGUUCACCUCCCGUAAAGCUGUGAUGAUCUACGUGGCCGAGAUGAUCCCCAAACUGAAGACUCGCACCCAGAAGAGCGGAGGAGGAGACACCAGCUCACAGCAGGGGGAGGGAGGCAAGAAGAGCAAGAAGAAGAAGAAAUAAACUCUUUAAAUGAUUUGUUUUGUACUUGAAUCCAUCAGUGUUGCACUGAAUCAGAGCAGGAUUCUUUCUGUUUAAAAUCCUUCAUUUCUAAAUAAACCCAGUUUUAUUAAACAGGUUUUAGUUUCAGCUGAGAUAAAUCCAGAGCUUUUCAUUCUGGAACCAGACGUAAAAAUCAAAGUGUUGAUGAUUAAAGAAGGUGAAAUGUUUUGAUUUUUAUCCUCAGUUUCUUUGUUUUUCCUCAACGUUUAGUUUGUUUCUGUUUCUACAGAAGAAGAAAUAAUGAAAUGUUUGCUUUCUCACUUCUCAAACUUUAUUUCAACUUUUAAAACAGCGUGACGAGAGAUAAAAACAUCUUUGUGUUUCAUGGUGGGAUGUUCUGAUUUAAAAUAAAUCCACAGAUGAAA
This is a messenger RNA of Austrofundulus limnaeus, 992 nucleotides long. It is a transcript of the gene srp19, whose product is annotated as signal recognition particle 19. Gene Ontology annotation, biological process: SRP-dependent cotranslational protein targeting to membrane; SRP-dependent cotranslational protein targeting to membrane, signal sequence recognition. The transcript is spliced from 5 exons. Bases 163 to 588 code for a protein of 141 amino acids. NCBI's taxonomy places the organism in Eukaryota, Metazoa, Chordata, Actinopteri, Cyprinodontiformes, Rivulidae. The record is from RefSeq and is a predicted model, not a curated record. Gene Ontology annotation, cellular component: signal recognition particle, endoplasmic reticulum targeting. Gene Ontology annotation, molecular function: 7S RNA binding.